This is a messenger RNA of Calliphora vicina (urban bluebottle blowfly), 1512 nucleotides long. RefSeq lists its product as uncharacterized. Bases 1 to 1512 code for a protein of 503 amino acids. The transcript is spliced from 2 exons. The record is from RefSeq and is a predicted model, not a curated record. NCBI's taxonomy places the organism in Eukaryota, Metazoa, Arthropoda, Insecta, Diptera, Calliphoridae.
AUGUCUCUUCCAAAUGGUUUCAUCAACUCAUAUGAAUAUUUUCAACAAGUUAACGAAUUUCUUAAAAAAAAUUCAUGGAUUUACAGAGAAGCCAACACGGGUUUCGUAAAAGCCGGCACAUUAAAUCAAAUGCCACAAGAGUACAAAGAUUACUUUACAGAAAUUAAUACCGAAGAACUAAAUAAAUUUCCUUACGUACAUGAGCCACUAACCCAUUUGAAUGUUGAAAGCUUAAACAACUUUCGCCACAAGUUAGCAGAACUAAUACCUCUGGCAGCCUACAACGAACCACAAGAUGUGGAAAAGCCAAUUAAAAUGGAAAAUCUUAAGAAGAUGAAUGUUAAAAAGCAACAUGAAAUACAAAGACUGGCAACAGUGGUUAAAGAAACUUUGAAAUUAAAUGAAGAUGAGCAUCAGAAUGAAGAGCAAGAGAAAUAUGUGCUAAUAGAUUUUGGUUCUGGUUUGGGUUAUUUAAGCGAGAUGUUAUAUAAACUAAAUAGAAACCUCUUAAUUUUGGGCUUAGAAGCUGAUACAUAUCGUGUGGAAGCGGCAGAGAAACGUGUAAAAACAUAUAUGCCAACUGCCAUCAACUCUAUCCAAUAUAGACAACAAUUUAUAACAGAGAGUUCAAAAGAUUUCAUUGUUAAAACAGUAGAGGAAGUUUUUAAAUUGAAUUAUCAACAUGUAGCACCACAAAUAGCCACAAAUGUGGUUAUAAUUGGUUUACAUGCAUGUGCUGAUUUAACUAUAACCUCCCUGAAACUCUUCCUACAACUACCGGAAGUACAGCAUCUAAUCAUUAUGCCAUGUUGUUAUCACAAGUUACAGGUGUGUGAUGAUACUGCUACUACUACUGCUGCUGCUUUAAAGUUUAGAAAUUUUCCUUUAAGCGAAAGUCUUAAACAAGUGCUCUUAGACAAUGAAGACAAUGUCACUGACAAGGCUAAUUAUGCUGAAUGUAAUGAUGAUUUUACAACGUAUUUAAAUAGACCCUUUCUACGUUUAGCCUGCCAACAGACUUUAAAACGUUGGAACAAAUGUUCCCCCACGGAGCAUCAUGUGCAUGGCAGUGAGAUGUUUUUAAGAGCUGUAGCAGAAUCGAUAAAACUGAAGGAUGAAGAGCUGGAAUUUAUUGUUGUUAAACGUAAAGAAGAAAAAAUUGAAUUAAAUUCUCUGACUGCUGAGCAAUUGCAGAGUUUUGAAACUUUUAGUCGUCUGUAUAGUUUGAAAAGUAAGACAACAAAUGAAUUUGUAGUCUGGUCAGCACAACAUCGUAAGAAAUUUUGUGAAUUGAUAGAAAAAUAUCCUAAUGGUGGUAAAUUGGCAGAGGGUUUGACCUGUCUGCAAACAUCUAUGCAGAAACUUUGCGAAAACCUGGUGCUCUAUGAUCGUCUAUGUUAUAUGGAGGAGACAGCCUUAAAAAUGGAUUUAAAAAUCAAGGUUCGUUAUGAAAAAAUAAUGGAUGAGGAAUUGUCUCCACGUUGUUAUGUGUUAAUUGCUGACAAAUUAUAA